Heteronotia binoei (common prickly gecko) is the source of this 478-nucleotide messenger RNA. Its product is annotated as GDNF family receptor alpha-4-like. Bases 1 to 375 code for a protein of 124 amino acids. NCBI's taxonomy places the organism in Eukaryota, Metazoa, Chordata, Lepidosauria, Squamata, Gekkonidae. The transcript has 2 exons. The record is from RefSeq and is a predicted model, not a curated record. Gene Ontology annotation, cellular component: signaling receptor complex; external side of plasma membrane. Gene Ontology annotation, molecular function: glial cell-derived neurotrophic factor receptor activity. Gene Ontology annotation, biological process: nervous system development.
AUGGAGGCCAUUUCUCACCAGCUUUUCCCAUUCUCUCGUUCUUUCCCAGAAAGCCUGCUGGACGUGGUCAGCUCAGCCCGGGACUGCUUGCAGGCGGGAGAAUCCUGCACCAACGACCCCAGCUGCAGCUCCAAAUUCCGGACCCUCCGGCAAUGCAUCGCCGGCAACGGCGCCAACAAGCUCGGGCCGGAUGCCAAGAGCCAGUGCCGGAACACCGUGACGGCUCUCCUUUCCAGCCAGCUCUACGGCUGCAAGUGCAAAAGAGGGAUGAAGAAGGAGAAACAGUGCCUCAGCGUCUACUGGAGCAUCCACCACACCUUGAUGGAAGGGCUACAUCAGACCUUUCGUCAAGGAAACAGCAUUGGACCGCUUUAAAAAUUGGACUCGAUUUCUGAUGGCUACUUUGGGAUGUUUUGUUUCCUAAACUGUUGAGUUGUGUCUGUGCUUUAUGUUACAUAGAAUACACUAAGUUUAUGAU